Messenger RNA from Panthera uncia (snow leopard), 1049 nucleotides. It is a transcript of the gene FBLL1, whose product is annotated as fibrillarin like 1. The transcript has a single exon. Gene Ontology annotation, molecular function: rRNA methyltransferase activity; histone H2AQ104 methyltransferase activity; RNA binding. Gene Ontology annotation, cellular component: Cajal body; nucleolus; box C/D methylation guide snoRNP complex. The record is from RefSeq and is a predicted model, not a curated record. Lineage: Eukaryota; Metazoa; Chordata; Mammalia; Carnivora; Felidae. The coding region runs from base 1 to 996 and encodes 331 amino acids. Gene Ontology annotation, biological process: rRNA methylation; box C/D sno(s)RNA 3'-end processing.
AUGAAGUCUGCCUCAAGUUCCCGCGGCGGUGGGUCCGGUGGGCGUGGUGGUGGCGGCUGGGGUGGUGGCUGGGGCGGGGGUCGAGGCGGAGGAGGCAAAGGAGGAGGAGGGGAUGGCGGCCCCGGAGGCAAAGGCGGUUUCGGGGCGCGGUCGCGUGGCUUCGGGGGCGGAGGCCGGGGGCGGGGGCGCGGAGGCGGGGACAGCAGGGACCGUGGUGGCAGCGGGCAGCGGCGUGGCGGCGUGGCCAGGAGCAAAAACCGCCGGCGGAAGGGCGCCAAUGCCGUGACGGUGGAGCCACACAGGCAUGAGGGUGUCUUCAUCUACCGCGGAGCGGAGGACGCGCUGGUAACGCUGAAUAUGGUGCCGGGCCACUCGGUGUACGGCGAACGGCGCAUCACAGUGACUGAGGGCGGCGUGAAGCAGGAAUACCGCACAUGGAACCCCUUCCGCUCCAAGCUGGCAGCCGCAAUCCUGGGCGGGGUCGACCAGAUCCACAUCAAGCCCAAGUCCAAAGUGCUGUACCUGGGUGCUGCCUCGGGGACCACGGUGUCUCACGUCUCUGACAUCAUCGGCCCCGAUGGCCUUGUGUAUGCGGUUGAGUUCUCCCACCGCGCUGGCCGCGAUCUGGUUAAUGUGGCCAAGCAGCGAACCAACAUCAUCCCAGUUCUCGAAGAUGCCCGGCACCCACUCAAGUACCGCAUGCUCAUAGGAAUGGUGGAUGUGAUCUUUGCCGAUGUGGCCCAGCCUGACCAGUCCCGCAUAGUGGCUCUGAAUGCCCACACCUUCCUGCGCAACGGGGGCCACUUCCUUAUUUCCAUUAAGGCCAAUUGCAUUGACUCCACUGCAUCUGCUGAGGCGGUGUUUGCUUCAGAGGUGAGGAAGUUGCAGCAGGAGAACUUAAAGCCUCAAGAGCAACUGACCCUGGAGCCCUAUGAGAGGGACCACGCUGUAGUCGUCGGGGUCUACCGGCCCCUUCCCAAGGGCAGCAGCAAGUAGCAGUCAGCAAGGGCUGUCCUUGAGAUCUCCCCAAGACUGUGCUGUGUUCAGUA